Fomitiporia mediterranea MF3/22 is the source of this 660-nucleotide messenger RNA. RefSeq lists its product as uncharacterized. Bases 1 to 660 code for a protein of 219 amino acids. NCBI's taxonomy places the organism in Eukaryota, Fungi, Basidiomycota, Agaricomycetes, Hymenochaetales, Hymenochaetaceae. The transcript has a single exon. The record is from RefSeq and is a predicted model, not a curated record.
AUGAGUCAAGGAAGGGUCCCUUCUGGUUCUAGCGCUGGGGUUAGUAAACGGCGUAGUACCAAUGUCAGGGCAAGUGCAAAAACUUUGAGACAGGAAGAAGAAAGGAGGAGAAAGGAAGCAGUUAAAAAACAACUAGAAGAAGAGGAACGUAGAAAAUUCGAAAUACUCAAGUACAAUAUCACUAGGCUUAGCGGGUACAUCCAGAAGGCAGAUUUCCAUGAACAUGACCGACAUGGGUGGGCUGAACUAGUUGGAAAGCUCAAGACUGCAGAGAGGAGGUAUGAUCAAGCAGUGGAAGCAAACGUUGAUGAGCACAUACAAGGAGCUCAAAACAAAGUGGAUGAACAAGAAAUAGAAAUAGGGAUGCUGAAAGCCGAAAUCAAAGAGAUAGAUGAUAACGAAAAUUCUACUGAAGGCGACAAGGAGAAGAAAGAAAGGGCCCAGGAAACCUUAGAAAUGCUUCAGCAUGCUCAAGACGGACAGAAAAAAAAUCUAAGUGCCUGGAAAAGAAAAGAAAAGAAGACAAGCCUGAAGAACACUCUAGAAGAAAUAAAGAAAUUCAUUCACACAUUUGAAGGUGUUAGGGUACCUAUGGAUCAUGAAAUUAAAUAUGAAGAAAUGGUCGAAAUAGGGGAGGGAAUUAAGAAGACUUGGCAAUGA